CAGACGCCGCCCUGCCGGAUAUGAGCGGCGCACGGCAGAUGUUAGUGGAGCUCACCCACACUCAACUGGCGACAGUCUGUGACGUUUACGGAUGUAAACGGAGCAGUCGCGCUGCGUCCACGUGCCAAACAAGACUUACAGGAAAGGAAGCAAAGAUGAGGGUUUCCACCAGUCAACUGCAGCAGCUCACCAUCUUCACCACAGUGCUGACUGGUGGAGGGAUUGGCACCAUGUACUAUCUGCAGCAGAAGAAGUUCAGUGAGUCAGACUACCACAGACUGGCUCUACAGAAGUUGGAAGCAUGUCCAGUUGCCAUGGAAAGCCUGGGGGCCCCACCUUUAAAAGUCCACAACAUCCAUCUGACUGACAGAAACAACUGCAUAGAUCAGCACACUGCACAGAUAAAGAUCCCUGUGACUGGAUCAAAAAUUGGAGGUUAUCUGUAUAGUUCUUCAAUUAGAGACCCUAAUACUAACAGGUGGAGUCUGAAGCAGGCAGUUCUGAAGCUCCGGGAAGGACAGACCAUCGACCUGCUGAAUCCUCCCCCACCAGCUGCAGCACAAAUCCAGGCAACAGAGCACACAAAGGGGCUAGACACAGGCCACUGGCAUUGACCAACUCCAUGUAGUAAUGAGAACAAUGAAAGUGGAAGUCGACCUGCUUUAAUAGUUUCUGAGUAGAGGUCUAAUUCACCAAAAUAAUGUGGUAUAUUUACCAAUUAAAUAAUGUGAUGUUGGCAUGUUA
This is a messenger RNA of Siniperca chuatsi (mandarin fish), 744 nucleotides long. RefSeq names its product cytochrome c oxidase assembly factor 1 homolog. Gene Ontology annotation, cellular component: mitochondrial inner membrane. Lineage: Eukaryota; Metazoa; Chordata; Actinopteri; Centrarchiformes; Sinipercidae. The transcript is spliced from 5 exons. The coding region runs from base 21 to 614 and encodes 197 amino acids. The record is from RefSeq and is a predicted model, not a curated record. Gene Ontology annotation, biological process: mitochondrial respiratory chain complex I assembly; mitochondrial respiratory chain complex IV assembly.